UCGUCGUCUCGUCUCCCAACUCCCCGUCGCUGGUUCUUCCCCUGGCAACCGCACAGGCGUAUCCUCUCUGUUUGGUCGCAUGGCUAACUCUAACCUGGACACGGACAACGAAUCCCAAUGCGGAACAGAACCUGCUCCUCCUCCAUCAAACUGGGAAGAAUCCCAAGAUUCCAUGAAGAAGAAGCUGAUCGCGGAAGACGAAUUCGUAUCAACGGAGGCUUUGAGGUACGUGGGUGGAGUCGACAUAAGCUUUUCGAAAGAAGACCCGUCAGUGGCUUGUGGGACUCUCGUGGUUUUGGAGCUCCAUAGCCUCCGAGUUGUCUAUGAAGACUUCUCUGUCGUCACUCUUCACGUGCCUUACGUUCCUGGCUUCCUUGCCUUCAGAGAGGCCCCAGUGCUUCUAGAGCUUUUGGAGAAAAUGAAAAACAAUGCCAAUCCUUUCUACCCGCAGGUGCUAAUGGUUGAUGGAAAUGGAGUACUUCAUCCCCGAGGUUUUGGCUUAGCUUGUCAUUUAGGCGUGCUGGCUAAUCUCCCUACUAUUGGGGUCGGAAAGAAUCUGCAUCAUGUGGAUGGUCUUACACUGUCUAGAGUGAAGGAACUUCUUAAAGCGAGAGAACAUCUUGCUGAAGAUUUCAUUACUUUGACAGGAGAUUCGGGACGCAUAUGGGGAGUGGCAAUGAGAUCUACAGGAGGCUCAUUGAAGCCAAUAUUUGUUUCGAUUGGUCACCGAAUGUCGCUCGAUACUGCCGUCGCAAUUGUUAAAAUGACUUGCAAGUAUCGUGUGCCCGAGCCUAUCCGCCAGGCUGAUAUAAGAUCAAGAGAGUACCUUCGGAAGCAUCGGGUUUGACUAAGUUGUUGCUGGAUGAUCCAAGCCCGCGUACCCGGUAGAUUCGCUCUCUUCAUUUCACUUGCUAAAUGAAUAAAAUAAAUAAAUAAUAAUAUCAAGGGAUUUAUGGUGUGCUUAUCCUCCCUACUUAAUUUCGAACAGAGUUGUGUGGAAAAGUGAAAUCUAUAUAGCCGACCCCAAUUAGUUGGGAUUAAGGCUUGUUGUUGUUGUUGUUUAUCCUCCCUACUUACUCUGUCUUUGUAGUUUUAUUAGUUAUUUUGGAUAUCCUGUUCAUACAACUUUUUGAUAUGAAUGAC
Morus notabilis is the source of this 1143-nucleotide messenger RNA. Its product is annotated as endonuclease V. Bases 80 to 847 code for a protein of 255 amino acids. Gene Ontology annotation, cellular component: cytoplasm; nucleolus. The transcript is spliced from 8 exons. Lineage: Eukaryota; Viridiplantae; Streptophyta; Magnoliopsida; Rosales; Moraceae. Gene Ontology annotation, molecular function: RNA endonuclease activity producing 5'-phosphomonoesters, hydrolytic mechanism; single-stranded RNA binding. Gene Ontology annotation, biological process: DNA repair. The record is from RefSeq and is a predicted model, not a curated record.